UUUGAAUUAUAAACGUGCGCUGGCGCAUUGCCAGCCCGCGGUGCGCAUGCGUGAGCUAAAUAACUCUACGAUUUUUCACCUCUUUCUCUUCCCAAAACUGAAAGUCGCAACACAUACUGCGAUGCUCAAUUAGUGCGACUUUAGUGGAGUUAUACGUACUUAGUGAAAGUGAUUAAGUGUUAAGUGUAAGUUGGAAGUGUAGUUAGUGUAGUCAUGUCGCCGAAGUUGCCGGUGCCCCCGCUGCAGGAGCUGUCGCUGUCGCUGGUGGCGCGCCAGCUCAUCCACGCGCUCUCCCGCGUCACCUCCGACGAGGACUCCGCGCUGGAGUUCGCCAUGGUCUCCUCCUACUACGAGAGCAUGGGAGCCACCAGCGACAUCUUCCAAGAUCUCAUUAACCUGAUCCUCAGUUCAGAAUACCUCGAUCCAUCUGUUAGAUACUACACCAUGAAACUAUUGCUCAAAGAAAAUGUCAAGAGUUUAGCGACAGGAAUUUUCCCCUGUCCCUAUUAUAGAAAAGUCCUUGAGCUCAUUACCGAGCAAGGCCAUCACCUGACUGCUCUCAAUUUAAAAGGUGUGUGGGUUAAGGACGAGCUCUUGCCAGUAAUGUAUCAGUUACUUAAAAAUAUACCGGGGUUGACUUGCUUGAAUAUCCCUUACAUAGCCAAUGAUGAAGUGCUCAAAUAUAUCGGUAAAUAUAAUAAAGUAUUGAAGUUGCUGGACAUAUCGGGAGAGACUGACAUCACAGAAAUUGGAAUAGAUGCAAUGUUAACAGGGAACCCACAGUUAAUCCAGAGUCUGACCGUCGUAAACAUCGGAAUGUACGGCGAGGAGAACAUAGAUCACACAGAUGUCGCAUUAUUAAUACGAAAGCUGCCAAACCUCACAAAUCUUGGCAGUUAUUCGUUUGUUGGUAAAUCUAUUUACCACUUAUACAACACAGACUGCCCACCAGACUUCAAAACAAAACUGCAAUACGUUCAUGAUGUGCAGACGAACUUGAGGACCAUGAAGGCGAUACUGGCCUUGUGUCCUAUGAUAGACACCAUUUACCUCGAGGAGCCGGACCCUAACGUGCUGCAGCUGAUCAAAGACUUGAGCUACAUAACUAAGAUUAAGCUAAACAAAUUCCAAUGCCAUGAACUGCACCAGUUAUUAGAUAAAAUUGGUCAUAAAAUAGUUACUUUGAUGCUCUCUGGGUCUUCGGGUUCCUUCAACUUUACUAGAGUAGCAGAGACUUGCAGAAACUUGGAAAGUUUAGAGUUCUACCAGAUCCAGACUGCGACCCAUGAGGAAGAAAUACCGUUUAACAAGUUGGAACAUAUUGAGAUUAUUCAGGGUAAUUUGUCGACGUCAUGUCUCAAAUAUUUGAUGACUGGUAGUCCAAAGCUAAAGAAAUUGAUUAUCGGCGAUGAAAUAAAGCUGGACGACAAUGAUAUGUCGCGGAUGCUUCGUAGAUACAAAUUCGAGAAUCUGGAAGGUAUUUGGUUCCCCAAUGCUCCAAGACUCACGAGGGACACAGUGGAAUUGCUGAUGGAAUGCUGCCCCAAACUCCAGAGCCUCGGCCAGCUGAGUGGCUGGAGGUACACCCCUGACGACAUGAUGCUGAUGAGGGCAAUCAUAGCCAGUACUAACACAGACCUUGUACUGUCACCUCUCGGCAUCUUCCAGCAAGGGAAUUAGGGUAUAAAUUAUCGAGAUAAUCGUAUAUUAUGAUAUGAACUGCGGAAAAUUAGAUAGGAAUUAAUUACUAGACACAAUUGUUACGGAAAACCCUAUAUUUACUGUUUUUAUUGAGCUAUCUAACGUCUUGAUUUUUUAUCUGCCUUUUUAUACAAGAUAGCCAUAAUGGAAAUGGAAAAAGAAAUUUUAUCCGCUUCGGUUAGACUGUUUUGGAAGUUGGGACUUUCUGAAUACGUGUCUAGUCUAUGGCAAUUUAUAGGUAAAGCUUUGUGCAUUUGUUUUGUAUAUUUCUGAUAAAAUUGAAAGAUUUUUUUACGAAGAAUAGUUAAAAAUAAUAAGUUGGCCUUCUAUUGUGUAAAAUGUACAACUAUGUACAUUUAAAACAAAAUAUUAACGCUCUAGUCAAUAAACUUAUUAAUUUUAAUUGUAUUUAC
Molecule: messenger RNA, 2114 nt
Organism: Trichoplusia ni (cabbage looper)
Lineage: Eukaryota; Metazoa; Arthropoda; Insecta; Lepidoptera; Noctuidae
Exons: 2
Coding region: 214-1680 (488 amino acids)
Source: RefSeq, a predicted model, not a curated record